Molecule: messenger RNA, 2451 nt
Organism: Apis florea (little honeybee)
Lineage: Eukaryota; Metazoa; Arthropoda; Insecta; Hymenoptera; Apidae
Product: acyl-CoA synthetase short-chain family member 3, mitochondrial
Cellular component (GO): mitochondrial matrix
Molecular function (GO): propionate-CoA ligase activity
Source: RefSeq, a predicted model, not a curated record
ACAGAAUAUUUUCAACAAUCGUGAUAAUUUCAGGUAGGAAAAUCUAAGCGGAUUUUUCAUUUUCAAAGUGGAUUUGAAAGUGUUAUUAUAUUCCGUCACUGUUCUGUGUCUCAAGCAAAAUGAGUUUUUCACCGUUAAUCACCGUUAAUUCGAAGGAUCUGCAAAACAACGAUGGAUCAGAUUAUAUAAUGAAUCGCCAUCAUAUUUCUUGUCCGAAAUAUGAUGAAAGUUAUAAAGAAUCUUUGGAGAAUCCAGAAAAAUUUUGGGGAAAUAUUGCACAAUGCAUAGAUUGGAGUAAACCAUGGAAAAAAGUAUUGGAUAAUACUAAACAACCAUUUACAAAAUGGUUUAUCGGUGGAGAAUUGAAUGCCUGCUACAAUGCAGUAGAUCGACACAUUUUAGCCGGAAACGGAAAUAAAGUAGCAUUAAUUCAUGACAGUCCUCAAACAUCAACAGUUCAAAAAAUAACUUAUAAUGAACUUUUAAAAAAGAUAUCUUUAUUAGCUGGAGUGCUAGCUAAUAUGGGCGUGGGCAAAGGCGACGUGGUGAUUAUUUAUAUGCCACUAAUUCCUGAAACCAUAAUAGCAAUUUUAGCUACUACGCGACUUGGCGCGGUUCACUCUGUUGUAUUUGGCGGAUUUGCCGCGAACGAAUUGGCUAUUAGAAUAAAUCAUGCGAAACCAAAAGUGAUAAUUGCAGCUAGUUGUGGUGUGGAACCUUCCAAGAUCGUUCGAUAUACGGAUAUGUUAAAUGGCGCUAUGAAUCUCAUAUCUGUAAAAAAACCACAAUGCAUCAUAUUUCAGAGAAGAAAUAUCUGGGAGAGUCCCCUUUUGGAAGAUCAAUUCGAUUGGGAUGAAAUGAUAAAGAGAUCAAAACCUCAUCCAUGUGAACCAGUUGAGGCAAACGCGCCUUUGUACAUUAUGUAUACUUCAGGAACAACAGGUCAACCGAAAGGAAUUUUAAGAACAAUCGGUGGACAUCUGGUCGCUCUUUGUUGGACAAUGAAAACAGUUUAUGGUAUGAACAAAGAUUCCGUUUGGUGGGUGGCUUCAGAUAUGGGAUGGGUUGUCGGACACUCUUAUAUUUGCUAUGGACCUUUGCUUUAUGGCAUCACCAGCGUGAUGUAUGAAGGAAAACCUGAUAGGACACCAGACGCAGCACAAUACUUCAGAGUAAUUGAUCAACACAAUGUGAAUGCAUUGUUUUGUGUACCCACCGCACUUCGCAUCAUAAGACGUGCAGAUCCUGAUUUAUCAUUGAGUCGAAAGUACUCUGUGAAAUCUUUGAAAACUAUAUUCGUUGCUGGAGAAUUUUGUGACCACGAGACGAAAAUCUGGGCGGAGAAAGCUUUCAAAGUACCAAUUUUGAACAAUUGGUGGCAAACGGAAACAGGUCAUCCUAUCACAGCGUUGUGUCUAGGAUACGGGCAUAAUCCUAGUUUACCGAAAUACAGUACCGGCCUCCCGAUUCCUGGUUAUCACAUUGACAUAUUACGGGAAAACAGCAACGAGGCAGAAGCUCACGAAUUAGGCAGAAUUGUUAUAAAAUUACCAUUGCCACCCGGUUGCGUGUCAACUCUUUAUCACGAUGAUAAAUUCAAAGAAGUAUACUUUUCCACGUAUCCAGGUUACUACGAUACUAUGGAUGUUGGCUAUAAAGAUGAAUUUGGAUACGUUUAUGUGAUGGCACGUGAUGAUGAUGUUAUCAAUGUUGCUGGUCACAGAUUAUCCACGUCCGCUCUGGAAGAUGUCAUCUUGACUCAUUCGGAUGUGGUAGACGCUGCCGUAAUCGGUGUUCCAGAUCCGACUAAAGGAGAAAUACCUUUAUGUCUUUAUAUAAUGAAACAAGAAGCGACGAAAAAUGAAAAACAGAUUAACGACGAACUAAUAGCACGAGUAAGAAGUUUAAUCGGUCCCAUAGCGUCUUUCAGAAUAGCCGCCGCUGUGAGCGCAUUGCCUCGAACACGUUCAGGGAAGAUAAUUCGUAAAUCUAUUGCUAAUUUGGCUCGUUCCAGGCUAUUUAAGAUUUCAAGUACAAUAGAAGAUGCAUCAGUAUAUGUCGAAAUCAAAGAAGUACUUCAGAAGCUCGGUUAUGCUAAACUAGCACCGGAUCCUCAAUGAUAAGUGUACUUAAACUUUUAUCACUUUUAUUAUAAAUGUUUUCGUAACCAUAUAUAAAAUGUAAUAAACCUACGUAUGGCAUGAUUGACACGUAUAAAAGAGUGUUUUGAAAAAAUUACGUGUCGAAAAAUUUGAUUUCACAAUUGUUAUUAUCUAUUGCAUUAAGAUUUUAGACUUAAUCGUGGUAAAUAGUAAAUUAAGUCGAAAUCUAAGCAACUUGUAUAAUUUGGCUCAUCAUUAGGCCUUUGUUAUAAUUUUAAACUUCAAAUAUAAUUUAUUUUAGAUUUUAGACAAAAAUCACACACAGGAACUGUUUUAUAAUGUUAUAGCA